This is a messenger RNA of Octodon degus (degu), 681 nucleotides long. RefSeq names its product mucosal pentraxin. The record is from RefSeq and is a predicted model, not a curated record. Lineage: Eukaryota; Metazoa; Chordata; Mammalia; Rodentia; Octodontidae. Gene Ontology annotation, biological process: innate immune response. Gene Ontology annotation, molecular function: complement component C1q complex binding.
AUGGCAGUUUCUCCUCGUUCACAGCUUGAUUUGAAAGAGAAGGUGCUUCUUUUCCCUCAAGAGUCAGCCACUGCCUACAUGUCCCUGCUACCUUCAGUGUGGAAGUCCCUGCAGAACUUCACGCUGUGCCUGAGGUCCUUCACAGAUCUCACCCACCCCUACAACCUCUUCUCCUACAACACGCACUCCCAGGACAAUGAGCUGCUUAUCUUUCUUGAAGAAGGAGAAUACCAGCUGUACAUUGGGAAUUCCCAGGCCAUUUUCAAGGUCCCCCCAUCACCUUACAACCCUAGGCAUAUGUGUGUGAACUGGGGGUCGGACUCUGGGAUUGCUGAAUUCUGGAUGGAUGGGAAGCCCUUGGGAAGGAAGGGUAUCAGGAAGGGGUACACCUUGGGGGCCGAUGCAAAGAUCAUCCUGGGACAAGAGCAAGAUUCCUUUGGGGGAAAUUUUGAUGUCAGACAAUCCUUUGUUGGAGAGAUAUGGGAUGUGUCCUGUAUGUCAAGUAUUUAUCCCAGUAAUAGGAAACUGACCAAUACAUUUAUCAAACAGCUUAUCUUUCUAACUGUUCCUGAGUGCAAACUCUUCAACCACAUGGUUUGGGCCCCAAACCUAAAUCCUCACUUAGUGAUGAAAGAUCCUUCAAGUACUCAGAAUCUUUAUGACUGGUUUCCUCAUUCUUAA